CAACGAGGCCUGGCCAUUUAAUAUUUGAUGGCUUCUCAUUAUAUGUUCCGAGCGGCACAACUAUGGCCAUAGUGGCAGCGGGAAGUCGACUGUGAUUAGUCUAGUUGAGAGAUUCUAUGAUCCUUAAGCCGGUGAAGUGCUUAUAGAUGGGAUCAACCUGAAGAAACUGAGGCUCAGAUGGAUUAGAGGAAAAAUCGGACUUGUUAGCCAAGAGCCUGCUUUAUUCACAACAACUUUCGGAGAGAACAUCAUGUAUGGUAAAGAAAAUGCAACACUCGAAGAGAUCAAGAGAGCAUCCGAGCUUGCUGAUGCCGCAAAUUUCAUUGACAAGAUGCCCAAUGUGCUUGACACAAUGGUUGGUGAGCAUGGAACUCAACUAUCUGGGGGACAAAAGCAAAGAAUUGCGAUUGCACGGGCAAUCUUGAAGGAUCCUAAGAUCUUACUUCUUGAUGAAGCAACAAGUGCAUUGGAUGCAGAGUCUGAGCGCAUCGUUCAAGAAGCACCGAAUAGGAUCAUGUUAGAGAGGACCACUAUUAUUGUUGCCCACCGUCUGAGCACUGCAAGGAAUGCUGAUACCAUAUCAGUUGUGCAUGGGGGAAAAAUUGUAGAAUAAGGUUGAAUUCUAGCACAUCCCUAACACUUAAU
Molecule: messenger RNA, 645 nt
Organism: Elaeis guineensis (African oil palm)
Lineage: Eukaryota; Viridiplantae; Streptophyta; Magnoliopsida; Arecales; Arecaceae
Source: RefSeq, a predicted model, not a curated record